AUGGGUGCUUCCGUGGCGUCCUCGAAUAAGUCUCCGGCCUCCGAGUUCAGAUACAGCCUCCACGGUCUAGCCUACAGCGCGACGACCGCGUCAAACCCUCCGAUACGAGUCACAAGCACCACGUCGUUACAUCGACUUCCUGGCCUCGACUCCAACGGGCAUCAGGGUUCAGCCACCUCCGGGGACAACGCGUCCACAACGUCCAAUAAGAAAGACCAUUUUGACGCGUCGGCGCACGAUGGAGACGGGCUCCAAGCCGCAGGUGCAGGUUCCAUCUCCGCGCGAGAAAGUCAGACGAGCCUCAACACAAGGGCUCCCACGAUAAGCAGUUUGACCUCAGCCGCAGCCAGUGUGCCUCAUAUCCGCGUCAACGACAUAAACUCGGGAGACUCGGCCCUAGACCGCCACAGCAACCUCAGCGCUGACGACAACGGGAGAUGGUCGUCUCUGAGGAAAUCCAAGUCGAGCUCAGCAGUAUCUGGGAAAGAGGGGGGAAGAGACACGCAAUUCAAAGGGAUUUCUUUGGACAUAGACAUCCCUACAGGUGAAUUCAGUGACGACCUCUCCACCAGCAGCAUGGAAUUUUCGAAAAGAGGGAGUAUGCUGAUUGACGGGCUGAGAGUGAAUCAGACGAGCCGCAGAACUUCUCCCAAUUUGGCCCCGAUCAUGGACGACUCUAAAAGGGAAAAUGGGCAGCGAAAUACCACAGAUACAACCGUCGGUCCUCGGCCGACUUUGACCACGGCGUCCACUGCUGCAAAAUCGAUCAAGGAACGUCCAACUGCCAAGGUCCUUUCCGCGGACGAAGAGAUGUUGUCUGAGAAAGUUCGGGCCUUUUAUGCUGCCGGAACAGACAGCCAGCAAGAUACAGAGUCCUCUACCAACUUAGCCGCUCGAAUUGGGGCACGAUGGCAAACAACAUUGGCCACUGACACCCGAAGCGUCAGUAUCCCGUCUCUCUCCCGGGCUACCUCGACGACAGACAUCGUUGAAGAUACCAACAACUCAGUGCUUCCAGGUGAGACGCGGGCCGCCUCACAGACGUAUGUGAUACCGGAGCGCGAGGAAACUGAACUAGCCGGUGGGUUGGAAGACUGGAAGGACAUCAGCAGUGCAGAUGUUGACCGCUUUGGCUUCAUUGUCGCCAGAGCACCAGCUGCGACUGAAAAUGGCGCCGACGAAUCGAGGCCCCAACGUUUGACCCGAGUCUCGACAAGUCUACAAGUUGCCUCAGAUACUCCUCGACGGAAACAUACGCUACGUCGUACCCCGAGUAGCGCCCACGCAUCCACACGAUCAGGACACAGCAAACACAGCGUUACGGAUCAAACACCACCUCGGCCGUCGAGUUCCCAAAGCGGUUAUGCGCGCCCCUCCACAGGCCGGCGCAGCGUGUCCUCGCGUCUUCCUGUACUCGGUUCGAAAAACCGUCGGUUGAUGCAUUCAGCCAUGGACAUGCUCACGCUUCCUCGAUCUGCUCACUCCGUGGUUGAGGACGGAUAUGUUCACAUUGAUGAUGCCAGAGCACGUCGGAAAGAAAUCGAACGCGAGGAGAAAUGGCGCAAAAUGGCCCGUCCCUUGGUCACGGCCACAGACCCGAAGAGCGGCCUCCCCAUCGUAGGAGGUGGUUCCGAGACGGGAUAUAAUUUCGACACAGGGUCUCCCAAGCUAAUCGAGCGGACGUGGAAAGGCAUACCAGACAAAUGGCGGGCGACAGCUUGGCAUAGUUUUCUCAGCACAUCAGCUUCACGACGUAAGGACUGCCUAAGCGACACGGAAUUGAUCGAUUGGUUCCAUUCCUACCAAACAGAAUCAUCCCCGGACGAUGUGCAAAUUGACAUCGACGUUCCGCGCACCAUCUCCUCCCACAUCAUGUUUCGGAGGCGGUAUCGAGGUGGCCAACGGCUUCUGUUCCGUGUACUCCACGCCAUGUCUCUUCACUUUGCAGAAACCGGCUACGUGCAAGGAAUGGCUGCGCUUGCAGUCACUCUGCUGGCAUACUAUGAUGAGGAAAAAGCGUUUGUCAUGCUUGUCCGUAUGUGGGAACUCCGAGGACUAGGGGAGUUGUACAAAUCCGGCUUUCAGGGCUUGAUGACAGCCUUGAACGACUUUGAGACGGGUUGGUUGGGGCAAGGGGAGCUUGCCCGGAAGUUGGAAAAGCUAGGCAUUCCGCCAACCGCCUACGGCACCCGGUGGUACCUAACACUCUUCAACUACGCGAUCCCCUUCCCUGCACAGCUGCGCGUCUGGGACGUCUUCAUGCUUCUCGGGGACGACACGUCUCUGUCCCCAUACUCCCCUACUCCCACCUCUAAUACUAACUCUAAUCCCCCUUCACUGCAAACGCCCAACCAAACUCAAUCCACGACCGGAGACGAACCCCCCGAUCACGAACCCUCGUUCGGCACGACUCUCGAUGUUCUGCACGCCACGUCGGCGGCCCUGAUCGACGGCAUGCGUGACAUCCUCAUGGAAUCGGACUUUGAGAACGCCAUGAAAGUCCUCACGUCAUGGAUUCCCAUCCAAGACGAGGAUUUGUUGAUGCGCAUCGCCAAAGCAGAGUGGAGGAUGCAUCAGAGGCAAGGCCCACAGAGACCCAGGAAGCGCGGGUAA
This is a messenger RNA of Capronia epimyces CBS 606.96, 2613 nucleotides long. RefSeq lists its product as uncharacterized. The record is from RefSeq and is a predicted model, not a curated record. The coding region runs from base 1 to 2613 and encodes 870 amino acids. The transcript has 2 exons. Lineage: Eukaryota; Fungi; Ascomycota; Eurotiomycetes; Chaetothyriales; Herpotrichiellaceae.